Molecule: messenger RNA, 5160 nt
Organism: Entamoeba dispar SAW760
Lineage: Eukaryota; Evosea; Mastigamoebida; Endamoebidae
Product: trichohyalin, putative
Exons: 1
Coding region: 1-5160 (1719 amino acids)
Source: RefSeq, a predicted model, not a curated record
AUGAAUGAAACUGAAAGAUAUGAGAGUACAGCCGUGCAAGGGAUUAUUAGUUAUCUAAAUGCAUUCAUUCAAACAAAAACAAAUUUAGGAAUUUCUAUUGAAAAGACAUUAAAAGGAUUACAAGAAAGUUUAAAAUCAACAAUAAUAUUAAUGGUUUAUAUGCAAAGUAUCCAAAAUUUUAUCCCUCCACACUUGAACCCUGUUAAUUUGUUUCAAAUGAACGAAAAUGCAGAAAAAUUGAUUCGUAUGGCAAAGUCAUUUGGACUUGAAGUUACUUGUUCUGCAAGUGCUAUAACUCAACCACAAGGAGCUACUGCAUCACAAGUACUUGGUUUAUUAUGGCAAUUAAUUGAUUAUGAUUUAAGAAAAACAUUGGGAUCAAUGGACUGUGAAGGAGAUGUAAUGAAAUGGGUAAAUACAACAUUAGGAAGUAAAAGAAUGACAAAUUAUACAUCAGACUUACAAGAUGGAAUAAUUUUUCGAGAUUUACUACGAGCUCUUGGAGUUCCAUGUGGAAAUUCAUUAGAAGAUGUUAUAACUGCCUCAAGUACAAUAGGGUGUCAAUUAAUAUCAGUUGAAAGUGUACAGAAUUGUGUUGUUAAAAUGAACUUUGCAUUCCUUGCCGCAUUAAUGAAAUGGAAAAAAGAACAAGAUGAAAUUGAACGAAAACGAAGAGAAGAACAAGACAAAAUAAAUAAAGUAGAAGAAGAAAAACGUGCAAAAGAAGAAGAAGAAAGAAAAAAACAACAAGAAUUAGAACAACAACAAAAAAAAAUUAAAGAAGCUAAAGAAAAAGAAGAAAAAGAAUACAACAGUUUAUUAGAAGAAAAAGAAAGACAAAAAAUUGCUGAAGAACAACAACUAAAACAACUUGAAGAAAAACAUGCAGAAGAAGAAAGAAAAUUGCUUGAAAAAUUAAAACAAGUACAAGAAGAAAGUGCUGGAAUAACAGCAGUAGAACAUCUUAAUAAUACACAAUUAGUAGAAGAGAAAGAAAAACUAAAUAAUGAAAGUGAACAGAUUAGACAAGACAUUGAUGAAGCAUAUAAAAGAAAACAAACAACAAGAUUUGAGAUGUUAAGACUACAAAGUGAUAAUAUUAGAAAUGAAAAAGAGUUUCAAAGAGAACUUACAGAAUCUGACAGAAAGAAACAAGAGAUGAUUAAAAAAGAAAAAAGAAUGGAAGAACGAAUUCAAAACCUUCAUUAUGAAGAAUUAAGUGAAAAAUAUACAAGUAAAGUUGAUGAAAAUUACAAACUCAGUGGAGAAGUUCAUGACAUGGAACAAAAAAAAGCUGAAUUAACAGAUUUACUCCAACAAAAAGAACGACAAACAAAAAGAGUUAAUAGUCUAAUUGAUGAUGUCUCACAAGAGAUUCUUAAUGUUGAAAAAAGUAUUCUUCAGGAAAACAAAAGAGUUAAAGAUAAUAAAAGGGAACAAGCUCGUAUUCAAAAACAAAUAUCUGACAUUCAAACACAAACAAAAGUUGUUAAAAUGGACACUCAUUCAAUUAUACAAGAAAGAGAACAUAAUGAAAAACAAUUAGAUGCUAAACUAGAUAAAAUAGAUGAUGCUAAUUAUGAACUUGGAAAAUUAGAAAUGGCUAAUGCUGAUGCUGAUCUGGAAAAACAAGCUGCAAGUGAAGAAUUAGAUCAAAUUGUAGAAAGAUCCCAAAUUUUAUUACAACAACUAGAAAGUAAAAUAGCUCGAGACUUAUCAAGAGAAAAGAAAGCUGAAGAAAGAAGUAAAAGAAUUCUUAAUAAAGAUAAAAAAAAAGCUAGAGAAAAAAGUAAACAGUUAAGAAAAGAAAAAGAUGCAAUUGAAAUUGAAGUUGAUAGUAAAAAACAUGAAAGAAGAAUGCAAGAAGCAAAAUUGGAUCGUAUCUCUGAACAAUACUUAGAUAUUAAAAAACAACAAAAUGAUGAAGAAAUUAAAUUAAAAAGUAAAGAUAUUGAUAUUGAUAAUAAACUGAAAGAAAUUAAUUCAAAAAGAAAGAAACUAGCAGAAGCAAAAGGAAAACGUAAAUUUGCAUUACAAACAAAAGAAGGUAUUGGUAAAAAACCAGUUGAAGUGUUAAGUCAAAGAGAUAAAGAGAUUUGUGAAGAAGUUCAUAAAAAACAUGAAGAAGAACGUAGAAGAAAGAAAGAAGAAAUUGAUAAAUUUGUAGAAAGUGUUGAAAAAGAAACAACACCACCUCUUACAGAAAAAACAGUUCUUCCAAAAUUAGUUAAUCAAGAAGAAAUAGAACGAGAAUUAGCAGAUAAUCAUCUCCAACACGUUCAACGACUUGACCCUGUUCUUGAAUUAAGAAAACAAGAAGUUGAGAAUGUUAAAAGAAGAGAAAAAAUGAAAAAGCAAGAAGAACUUGACAGACAAAAGACAAUAGCUGAAUUAAGUGAGGCAAAAGUUGAAAUUGAAAAGAAGUUAAAAGAAGAAGAGUUAAGAAUUGCUGAAGAGUUUAAACAAAAAAGAGAACAAUGGAGAAAAGAAAGAAAAGAAAUUUAUAAAAGAAUUUAUGAUGUUGUUGAUAUAACUGAUUAUAUUAAAGAAGAGCCUGUUGAACUGAAAGGAGUUAUUAAAAACAAUGCUAGUGAAAAUGCAAGUUUAUUAGUUAAAUGGGAUAAUGUUAAAGAAGUCAGCGAAAUGUUUAAAAAAUGGGCUAUUGAAAGAAAUGCUUUUAUUGAUAAAUUUGAUUCAACAAGAAAAGAUGGAUUUAGUCGACAAGUUAAGUGCACAACAAGUCCUAUCUUAGAUGAAAAAGUUGAUUUAUUAAGUUUAAGAAAAUUGAGCAAUCAAAGUUCAGAAAAGAGCAUUUAUGGUAAGUCUAAACAACGACAAAAAGUUAUGGAAUUAGCUAUGAAAAAAGAAAUGGAAGAGUCGAAUAAGGACGGAUUACAUACACCACGCUUUGAAAUGGCUCAAGGAAAUAGUCCAUUAUUUGAUAAAAAUGGACACAUGAAUCCUAGUCCUAUUCCCAUUGCAUUCUUUUUGGAUGAUAUGGAUGAUGAAGACAGAGAAGUCCAACGAAGAAUUGAAGAAGAAAAGAAAAGAAGAGAAGAAGAGUUAAAGAAAAUGAUUGAAGAAGAAGAACGGAGAAGAAAAGAAGAGGAAGAGAGAAGAAAAAGAGAAGAAGAAGAAAGAAAAAGAAAAGAAGAAGAACGACGACUUGAAGAAGAAAGAAAGAGAAAAGAAGAGGAAGAAAACCUCAAAAGAAAAGAAGAAGAACGUCAACGCCAAAUCGAAGAGGCAAGGAGAAGAGCUGAAGAAGAAAGAAAACGACUCGAAGAAGAAAAGAAACGACUUGAAGAAGAAAGAAAGAGAAUUGAAGAAGAGCAACAUAGGAUUGAAGAAGAAAAAAGGAAAAAAGAAGAAGAAGAACGAAUCAAAAAAGAGCAAGAGAGAAAAAAGAAAGAAGAAGAACUUAUUGCUAAACAAGAGGCUGAACGAAAAGAAAAAGAAAGAAAAGCUGAAGAAGAACGACUACAAAAAGAGCAUGAAGAAUUAUUAAAGAAAGAAGCUAAACGAAUUGAACAGGAAAAGAUUAAAAAAGCAAAAGAAGAAGAACAACAAAAGAUAAAAGAGGAAGAAGAAAGAAAAAGAAUAGAAGAAAAUGAACGAAUUCAAAAAGAAGAAGAAGAGAAAAAGAAAAAAGAGGAAGAAAAAAUUAAAAAAGAGCAUGAGGCUUUGUUGGAGAGAUUGAGAUUAGCCAAAGAAGAAGAAGAAAAAAUUAAAAAGGAACAAGAAGAAAAGGCUAAAAGAGAAGAGGAAAAAGAGAUUGAAAGAAAAAGAAAAGAGGCAGAGGAUGAACGAAAGAGAAUUGAAGAAGAACAUAAAAAAAUGCAACAGAAGUUAGAGUUAUUAAGAAAGCAAAAGGAAGAAGAAGAUAAAUUUAAAAAAGAAGAAGAAGAAAGAAAAAAGAAAGUAGAAGAAGAAAGAAAACAAAAAGAAGAAGAAGAGAGAAUCAAGAGAGAAGAAGAGUAUAAGAAACAACAAGAAGAAGUUACAAGAAAAAUAAAUGAAGAAAGGUUGAGAAUUGAAAAGGAAAAGAAACGAAUUGAAGAAGAGAGAAUCAAAGAAAAUAAAUUAAAAAAAGAGGAGGAAGAAAGAAAAAGACAAGAAGAAGAAGAAAAACUAAAGAAAGAAGAAGAGAAAAAACGAUUAGAAGAAGAACAAAAAAGAUUAGAAGAACAGAAGAAAAAAGUUGAAGAAGAACUACGCCAAAAAGAAGAAGAACAAAAGAAAAAAGAAGAAGAGAUCCAAAGAAAAGAAGAAGAAAGGGCUAAAGCUGCUGAAGAAGAAAAGAGACAAGUUGAGGGAGAAAGAAUUAAAAGAGAGACUGAAGAAAAGAAACGAAAGUUAUUAGAAGAAGAGGAAUUAAAGAAAAAAGAAGAAGAAGAAAAACAAAGAAGAGAAGAGUUUGAAAGAAGAAGAAAAGAAGUAGAAGAAGAAAGAGUUAAAAAAGCAAAAGAAGAUUUAGAAAGAUAUCAAAAAGAAAAGGCUGAAAGACUAAAAAGAAAACAAAAAGUUAGUGUUGGAAGCCUUGUGUAUAUUCCUUCAGUCACUGAAAAUAAAGUUAAAUCCCCUGUUGGAUCUCCUAGACUUUCAGGUCCAGUCCAACAAAAAAUAGAUGAAAAAGAUAACCUUAUUAAUCCAUCGACUGGUAACCAUAGUAUACAACCAAGAAGAAGAAAUGUUGUUACUGAAAGAAAUGACAAGACUUUAAUCGAAGUUAAGAAAACACCUCAACAACCUUUAAAAGAAAGUUUGAGCCCAUCAAAAUCAACGAAUUGUAUUAUCUCUGCUCCAUCAAGUGUUUCUUCAACACCAACUAUAUCACCAAUUUCAACUCCAUCAAAAUCUAAAGAAGAAACUCCAAGAAGAUAUCCAACUAAUUCAAUUACAUCAGAAAGUAUGUCUGAAACACCUAAACCUUCUCUCAAACAAUCAAAAACAGAGAAACAUAAAAGCUUUAGAUUAUCCAAACAAAUUUCUUUCUCCAAAAAAGAUAAGAAAAAAGACAAAAAAGAAAUAGAUGAUUUAGUUCCAGAGACUGUAGAUGGAGAAGAAGUUCAACUUGAACGAGAAGCAAUUACAGGAAGAAAGAAAAACAAGAAAGAAAGAACUAAGAAAGCAAAAGGAGGGGAUUGUGUUUUGCUUUAA